AUGAGUGCCGUAAAUCCUGAGUUGAGGAGGCGGGUGAUUACCAUUUACAAAGAACUCCUUUUCCUUGGACGCGAGUAUCCCCUCGGUUAUGAAUACUUCCGCCCACGCCUACACCGGGCCUUCAGCGCCAACGCGGGGCUGAGAGACGAGGAGGCGAUUGAGAAGGGCAUCCAGAGAGCCGAGUUUGUGAAGAAGGGUAGGUCAUGCUCCGUUCGUCUUGUGUUUUCACAUUCGGCACUGUCCUUCUUUUGUCCCGUCUGUCGCCUCGCGUCUUUUCUUCUACCGGGCCGUCUAGGUCAUGACUUCCACUACCUUCAAAGCGCCUGUGGAGUAUGGUUGAGUUGUCAAGUGACAUCAAGGCAAGUCAUGCCGUAUUUGCUCUCCGGGGUAGUUUUUGCUGGUGCUUUGCCUGGGGACACUACAAUCCCCUUUCCUCGUUUCCAUCUUCUUGGAGCACGGGGUGAAGCAACCUCGCAUGUCGACGGUGUUCUUUCAAGACUCUUACCUUCGAAGCCCGACCCCGAUGGCUGUUGUUCAAUAAUCUCUUAUUCGUCUCUUCUGCGCUCUCGGCCAGAUGAAGUUGUGCUCUUCGCUUAG
Molecule: messenger RNA, 597 nt
Organism: Colletotrichum gloeosporioides
Lineage: Eukaryota; Fungi; Ascomycota; Sordariomycetes; Glomerellales; Glomerellaceae
Product: LYR motif-containing protein 5B
Exons: 2
Coding region: 1-597 (198 amino acids)
Biological process (GO): respiratory electron transport chain
Cellular component (GO): mitochondrion
Source: RefSeq, a predicted model, not a curated record